This is a messenger RNA of Rangifer tarandus platyrhynchus (Svalbard reindeer), 663 nucleotides long. The record is from the annotation of a GenBank genome assembly. NCBI's taxonomy places the organism in Eukaryota, Metazoa, Chordata, Mammalia, Artiodactyla, Cervidae.
AUGGUCGUUUCUCCCUGCAGAAGGCGGGCGCCGGGGUCUCCGAGAGAGCGGGGUGAAGUGGGGGGCGGCGGCGGGGUGUUGCUCCCGCCGGUUCUGCAGCAUCACCGUCGCCCUCGGCGUGGGUCCGGGGAGAGGCUCAGCUCCCUCCCAGACAUCUGUCCCGCGGCGUCCCUUUCCGAGCGAUGCUCUUGCGCCCUUCGCCGCCUCUCCCCGCCUCCCGCGCUGCUGCGCCGCCAGCCCCCCCUCCCGCCCGCCCCACGCCUCCCCCUAGACGCGCCAAGUCCUUGGAAAUUUCCACGGCGGCCGGGACCGCUAGCCCGCCCCGGGCUUCUCCUCCUGGCUUGCCAGGACCCCCGCUCCCCACCCCUCCCGGAGAAGAAAAGAACUCGCUCUCAUCAGCGGGCACACACGCUCGCGGGCCCGCGCGCCCGCGCGCACGAGGAGGUGCUUGCACCUCGGGGUCCCCCGCCUCGCCUCCGCUCUGCGGAGAAAGGUGCCGCCGCAUCCAGAUGUGAGGGCGGCUGGUGGCCGAGCGAGCCGACCUCGGGACGUGACAAUGCAUUAGAGGCGCGGUCGCCUUCUCGCCCUAUUAUACGACAGGGCCGUCUGUUCCUCGACGUCUUUCUAGCUCCACCGACCAGCUUAUCGCAACCCCGACCUUAG